UUGGUACGCAGCUCUCAAGUAAUUGCUCAAGAAAAAAAAUACAUUAUUUCUCAAGUAAUUUUGACAGCUGGUUACGCAUUGUGAAUGAUCCACAUUAGAAGAGCAAGAGAGAAUAAACAAAGUAAACAAACUUUGUGCGUAUGUAUGUAUGUAUGUGUAUGGUAACACAAAUAUUUUCAUUGAGAUUUAAGGAAUGUUGCUGAUGAUUGGUUGGUUUUAUAGAACAUUUCAAAAUGGAAUAUACUUUAUAAUAAUGAUUUCAACUAAUUUAGGAUGAAUUUGACGAUUACUUCGAAUUUCCUGCAAGAAACAAUUGUUUGAUUUGAUGUUUCUUCGCAAAACCAGGUUUGCCAUAUUCACAUUUUAUUGAAAAAAAGUAUUAAAAAUUAGUACUAGAUUUCUUGAGAGCUGCGUACUAGCACAAGUAAGUUUAUCGCAGGAACGUUUCUGGACCGUUUCUUAAGCGUUUUUUUAUAUGAAGUUUUUACGUUUCUUGAGAGCUGCGUACUAAGCUUAACACGCCAUACGAUCAAGUCCGCGCAACCGCUCUUCAAAAAUUACAACCAUCAUUAGAAGACGUACUCUUAAUAGCUGAAACAUACGAGACAACAACAAAAACAGUAGCAACCAUCAAAGAGAAUCCGAAUUCAUCCACCAUGCAGGUGAACACAAUGCAGACACGCAAAAAUUGGAAAAAAACAACUAAAGAUCAAAUGAGAAGAGAACAGAACGUAAAUGCUAACGUAAUGAAACAAGUGAAAUUGAAGUCGUGCGCAGGUUGUGGCAUUUCACACAACAGAGAACAAUGCAAAUUUCGUAAAGUAAUAUGUAAUAAAUGUGCCAAAAAGGGACACAUUGCUGUAGUUUGUAUGUCAAAUCAGAGCAGAAGUAUUAGAAAAAGCACAACGAUUCCAGAGCGAAAAUGGAAUCAAAACAAACAAGAAAAUGAACAAUAUGUUAGUACCAUGGAUGCAGUGAACAUUGUAAAUGGCAUAAUAGAAAUUGAAGCAAAUAAAAAGUGUAUCAAUUUAGAAAUUUUUAACAAAGUAAUACAGUUUCAAUUAGAUUCGGGCGCAACCGUUUCAAUAAUCAAUUUAAAGACGUAUAACAUAUUGAAUAGACCGAAAUUACAACAGUGUACAAAAACAUUAUAUGCAUUUGGUCAGCAGCCUAUUCCAAUAUUAGGUGAAUUGCACACUAAAGCAAAGUGUGGAAAUAAGCAAAAGAGUAUUGCUGUAAUAGUUGCAAAUGUAGAAAAUGCUAAUAAUCAAUUUGGGCUACAUUUAUUCAAAAAAUUCGGUUUUGAAAUGACGCAAAUUGAUAACGUAGUUGAUAAAGGUGAAUACAUCAAACAAAUUGAAGAUUUAUGCAAUAAAUACGAAACAGUAUUUGACAAUACAAAUGCUGGCGUGAUAAAACAUUUUAAAGCAAGUAUACGUAUGCAGACCACUGCCAUACCAAAAUUUUAUAAAAGCAGGCAAAUACCAUUCGCGCAAAUGUCAAAAUUCCGUGAGGAAGCAGAUAGGCUUAUUAAUACCGGAAUUUGGAAACCAGUUAAAUUUAGUAACUGGGCGUCACCAAUCGUCUUAGCACCAAAACCAGAUGGGUCGAUGGAGUUGGAUGAAGAUUCCAAACAAGUAAUGGUAGUCAAUACACCUUUAGGAUUGUUCCAGUAUCAACGACUUCCAUAUGGUAUUGCCAGCGCACCCGCAAUUUUUCAGCGUUAUCUCGAACAACUCCUCAACGGUAUAGAAGGAUGUGGAAAUUAUUUGGAUGACAUUAUUAUAACCGCACCGUUAUUACAAGAACAUGUAAAUCGAGUAGAACAAGUAAUCAAAGUUCUUGAAGACAACGGUAUCAAGUGCAAAAAGGAAAAAUGUUUCUUUUUGAAGGAAGAAAUUGAGUACUUGGGUAGAAGAGUAAGCGCUAAGGGAAUCCUUCCAGACUAUUCAGGCAUUCAAGCAGUUAAGCAACUGAAACCACCUAUGAAUAUAACGCAACUAGAAGCUUUUAUAGGUAAAGUGAAUUACUGUUACAAUUUUAUUCCGAAUUUUUCUCAGUUAGCCGCUCCACUAAAUAAGUUACGCCGCAAAAAUGUACAUUUCACAUGGGGCUCAGAGCAGCAACAAGCUUUUAAAGCUCUUAAAUUACAUAUAAUUAAUGCUACGCAGUUGGCACAUUUCAAUGAACAAUUACCAAUAACGCUAGCAACCGACGCCUCAUCUUUUGGCAUUGGCGCCGUUCUUUCGCACAUUUAUCCUGACGGAAAUGAACGUCCAAUAGCAUUUGCAUCUAAAACUAUGGAUAAACAUCAACUUAAGUAUAGUCAAAUUGAAAAAGAAGGUUUAGCAAUAGUGUUCAGAGUUAAGAAGUUCCACCAAUACUUAUAUGGGAGAAAGUUUUUGCUAAUCACAGACCAUAAACCGCUCAUAAAUAUUUUUAAUCCAAGCAAGCAUCUACCACAAAUGACUUCGCACCGUAUUCAGCGUUGGGCCAUCAUACUUAUGGCAUAUCAAUUCGAUAUCAAGUAUCGUAAUACACACGCACAUGGUAAUGCGGAUGCACUCUCUCGUUUACCUGUAAGUACCGAUAUUCAAUUUGAUACAUCCGAAGCGUGGUACAAUGUUACGCACAUACAAUUACCAAUAAAUGCUAAUAUUAUUCAUAAGCACACAGAACGAGACGAAAUACUACGUAAAGUUAAACAUUUUGUUAAAGCAGGUUGGCCUACACAACUAUCGCCAGGUGAUAACGAAAUUAGACCAUAUUUUCAUCGAAGAUUAGCUUUAACACUUCACGAAAAACUUCUUUGCUUACACGCAAACGUAAAACGCAUUGUUAUUCCAAAAUCAUUACAGCAAAAUAUUCUAGAACUCUUACAUGAUGGACAUUGGGGAACCGUAAGAAUGAAGCAAUUAGCACGACAUCACGUUUGGUGGCCAAACAUCGAUGACGACAUAGCCAAAGUGACACGUCAAUGUGAAAUUUGUAAAGUUGGCAAUCCAGCGCCUACACGUCAAUACCUGAGUUGGCCAGAAGCGAAAGCACCAUGGGAACGCGUUCAUAUCGACUUCGCAGGCCCUAUAUUCGAUUCUAUGUGGCUUAUAUGCAUAGACGCUUAUUCGCAAUUUCCAUUCGUAACUCAGUUAUCGUCAACUACAACAGAUAAUACUAUACAUUCUUUAAAAUCAAUUUUUGCCAUAGAAGGUUUACCUAAUACACUGGUUAGUGAUAAUGGACCUCAGCUAACAUCCGACGCAUUUCAACAAUUUUGCAAGUUACAUGGUAUUACGCACAUAACAACUGCACCGUUUCAUCCAGCAUCUAACGGACUUGCGGAGCGUUUUGUCCAAACAUUUAAAACCGCAGUUCGAAAAAAUAUCAACGAAGGUCUAUCCAUCAGAUGCGCCGUAGUAAAAUUUUUAACUACUUAUCGUUUUACUCCUAAUUCCAAUGGUAAAACACCUGCUGAACUUCUCCACGGUCGUUCAGUUCGUACUAUGUUAACUCAACUUUUUGAGACACCAGCACAGUCAAAAUCUAAGAUCGUAGACAAAUACAAAUUUCAACCUAAUGAACUAGUAUACGCUAGAAACUUCGCGAGAGGAGAAAAGUGGAUCAAAGGGAUUAUAAUUCAUCCGAUUGGAAAAAUGAUGUUUUUGGUAAAGUCAAACAUAGGUACCAUAAGACGUCAUUUAAACCAACUCAAACCAAGAUCAAACGCAGAAGGUAAUAACAAAACACCCAGCAUAAUACUCCCAGAUCAAUGGAUACCUGUACCUGAAUCGACAUCCACACAUUCAGCACCGGUUAUGUUACAAGACAAGUCAAACAUACAGCCAGAUAUAUCCACACAAAUACCUCAUUUUAAUGACCAAAACAGCGCACCAUCGCAAUUAGAGGAAAACGUUGCAGAAGACCAGAAUUCAAACAAUCCGAUUCGUAGAAGCAACCGAUCACGACAACUGGUUACUCGUUUCACAGCUCCUGACUUUAUAAAUAAAUAAAUUAGUCUAUAAUUAAGAGGGGGGAUGUGAUAUGAACUUAAAAAUGUACAACACUGGAUUUCAGUGUUAAUAGUUGUCAACCCUGUCAGUUUGUAAGACUUUGUAAAAACGCAACUUCCUUCUUCUGGAUUGCGCUACCGUCGAGUACAGACGUGCAUUUACUUAUACUCGGUAUUGUAUAGUAUUCCAUUUUAAUACUUAUGUAAUUGUAAUGAAUAAUUAAUUUGAAUAAUUAAAUAAAUACAAACACAACACUACUAAUCUAAUUAAGUUUACAGCAAAAUAGAAAAAUAUGUAAAUGACGGAUAAUGAAAUCUCAAUUAUCACUUUAUCAUGCGAGAGUAUAAAAUGUUCGGUAACACCCGAACUUAGCCCUUCCUU
This is a messenger RNA of Bactrocera dorsalis (oriental fruit fly), 4388 nucleotides long. RefSeq lists its product as uncharacterized. NCBI's taxonomy places the organism in Eukaryota, Metazoa, Arthropoda, Insecta, Diptera, Tephritidae. Bases 657 to 4007 code for a protein of 1116 amino acids. Gene Ontology annotation, molecular function: nucleic acid binding. Gene Ontology annotation, biological process: DNA integration. The record is from RefSeq and is a predicted model, not a curated record. The transcript has 2 exons.